This is a messenger RNA of Saimiri boliviensis boliviensis (Bolivian squirrel monkey), 2022 nucleotides long. The record is from RefSeq and is a predicted model, not a curated record. NCBI's taxonomy places the organism in Eukaryota, Metazoa, Chordata, Mammalia, Primates, Cebidae.
GAGGGACCGGAUCGCACGCGUAGAGGGUGCCUGUGCCUGGCCGCCGGUUUCUCGAAUCCGCUGCCACUUCGCUAGGCUGCUUGCUGUCCCGUUCCGCCCCGCGCCGCCUAGGGUCUCUGUCUGUGCCUGGCAGGUGUUCCCCAGGGACAACCGUUAUUCAGAGUUGGUUGCCGUUCAUUGAAACUUAAUAUGUGCCAGGUACACUAUACCGGGCGCUUACACACAAUUCAGAGGGACCCUGCCAAGGAGGAGUAGUGAAAUGUUUCUAUGAGGACUCAAUGUGCAGUUUCUUAUCCUCACAGUAACUCAGUGAGAUUCCAGAAAGUCCUCUAUUUAAUAUGUGCCUUCCAGAACAUCUCCUGUGGUAUUCACUACUUGGCUUCUGUGUUCAUGGGAGUCGCCCCUUAUCAUGUCUGUAGGCCCCCAGGCAAUUUGCAGAAUGGUGAGAUCUGGGAGCUCUCAAGGUGUAGCAGGAGCAAGAGGGAGAAUACAUCAAGUUUGGACUAUGAAUACACUGGCAGUAAGAAAGAGUUUCCUUGUGUGGAUGGCUACAUAUAUGACCAGAACAAAUGGAAAAGCACCGCAGUGACCCAAUGGAACCUGGUCUGUGACCGAAAAUGGCUUGCAAUGCUGAUCCAGCCCCUAUUUAUGUUUGGAGUCCUACUGGGAUCGGUGACUUUCGGCUACUUUUCUGACAGGCUAGGACGCCGGGUGGUCUUGUGGGCCACAAGCAGUGGCAUGUUUUUGUUUGGAAUAGCGGCGGCGUUUGCAGCUGAUUAUUACACCUUCAUGGCCGCACGCUUUUUUCUUGCCAUGGUUGCAAGUGGUUAUCUCGUGGUGGGGUUUGUCUAUGUGAUGGAAUUCAUUGGCAUGAAGUAUCGGACUUGGGCGUCUGUCCAUAUGCACACCUUUUUUGCAGUUGGAACCCUGCUGGUGGCUUUGACAGGCUACUUGGUCAGGACCUGGUGGCUUUACCAGAUGAUCCUCUCCACAGUGACUGUCCCCUUUAUCCUGUGCUGUUGGGUGCUCCCAGAGACACCUUUUUGGCUUCUCUCAGAGGGACGAUAUGAAGAGGCACAAAAAAUAGUUGACAUCAUAGCCAAGUGGAACAGGACCAGCUCCUGUAAACUGUCGGAACUUUUAUCGCUGGACCUACAAGGUCCUGUUGGUAAUAGCCCCACUGAAGUUCAGAAGCACAACCUAUCAUAUCUGUUUUAUAACUGGAGCAUUGCGACAAGGACACUUACCGUUUGGCUAAUCUGGUUCACGGGGAGUUUGGGAUUCUACUCCUUCUCCUUGAAUUCUAUUAAUUUAGGAGGCAAUGAAUACUUAAACCUCUUCCUCCUGGGUGUGGUGGAAAUUCCUGCCUACACUUUGGUGUGCAUCGCCAUGGACAAGGUCGGGAGGAGAACAGUCCUGGUUUUCGCCCUUUUCUGCAGUGCACUGGCCUGUGGUGUCAUUAUGGUGAUCCCCCAGAAACAUUACAUUUUGGGUGUGGCAACAGCUAUGGUUGGAAAAUUUGCCAUUGGGGCAGCAUUUGGCCUCAUUUAUCUUUAUACAGCUGAGCUAUAUCCAACCAUUGUAAGGUCGCUGGCUGUGGGAAGCGGCAGCAUGGUGUGCCGCCUGGCCAGCAUCCUGGCACCGUUCUCCGUGGACCUCAGGAGCAUUUGGAUCUUCAUGCCACAGGUGUUUGUUGGGACUAUGGCCUUCCUCAGUGGAGUGUUAACACUGAAGCUUCCAGAAACCCUUGGGAAGCAGCUGGCAUCUACUUGGGAGGAGGCUGCAAAACUUGAGUCUGAGAAUGAAAGAAAUUCAAGCAAAUUGCUUCCCACAACUAAUAAUAUUGGGCUGGAAAAAACAGAAGCGAUUACCCCCAGGGAUUCUGGUCUUGGUGAAUAAAUGUGCUGUGCGUGCCGUCUAGCACCUGAAAUACUAUUUCCCUUACUGCGUUUGUAUUCGAGGAACCUUAUUCUCAUCUCCCACAUGUUGUUUGUAUGUCUUUUUAAUAAAUUUUGUAAGAAA